AUGACGCUUGGAAUUGUCCUCCUUGGUCUCAUUGCCGCCCUCAAUGCGGAUUGUAUCUCGGCCACCUUGACCUGGACAGCUCAAGAUGGAUACCAAAAAGAAAUCUGGCUCGAAGUUCCUAACCAUUACAACGGCCACGUCGGGAAGCACCGCUAUACUUACCUCGGAAUCGACUCGGAUGACAAGGCGUUCCGUGUGUUCCACUUUGACGGCCCUCAGGAUGAGAGAAUGCUUUUUGUGUAUAAGGGCAAGUCUUACUCUCGUGAGACGAAGGAUGAUGGCUCGGCGAGCGGAGACAAGUUUACCUACAACUACUAUUACUGCCUCGACGGCCCCAACCACGAUGUGGACGGGGAGUACACCAACCAAUUCAAGCUCUACGUCGACGGACUUGAUACUGGCGACUUGAAGGCUGAUUCAAUCAGGCUUGAGUCCAGCUGUCAUGAGCACAGAGACUGGUGUAUUACUCACGAUGACCCUGACAAGGAAGAUUCGGUCCUUUAUUUGUGGUAUAAGGGUUACAUUUACGGCGAUACACUCAGAUCGCAACGUUGUGACAGCCAAGGAUGGGCUUGGUGUAUGCUGUACACCAACUUCACCAACCCUCGUUAG
Messenger RNA from Linnemannia hyalina, 612 nucleotides. The record is from the annotation of a GenBank genome assembly. NCBI's taxonomy places the organism in Eukaryota, Fungi, Mortierellomycota, Mortierellomycetes, Mortierellales, Mortierellaceae.